Molecule: messenger RNA, 2539 nt
Organism: Nyctereutes procyonoides (raccoon dog)
Lineage: Eukaryota; Metazoa; Chordata; Mammalia; Carnivora; Canidae
Gene: MEP1A
Product: meprin A subunit alpha
Exons: 14
Coding region: 1-2250 (749 amino acids)
Biological process (GO): proteolysis
Cellular component (GO): membrane
Molecular function (GO): protein binding; zinc ion binding; metalloendopeptidase activity
Source: RefSeq, a predicted model, not a curated record
AUGGUUUGGACUAGAUCUACUUGUGUUGUCUCUUUCAUCUUGUUUUUUGCCCACAUAGCAGCUGUAUCAAUUAAGCAUAUUUCUAAAGGAAAUGUAUAUGCUGAAGAUUUUGAUGAACAAAAGGAUAUUUCAGAAAUCAAUUUAGCUGCAGGCUUGGACCUCUUUCAAGGGGACAUCCUCCUGCAGAACUCCAGAAAUGGCCUGAGAGAUCCUGAAGCCAGGUGGAAGUUCCCUAUUCCUUACAUUCUGGCUGACAAUCUGGGGCUGAAUGCCAAAGGAGCCAUUCUUUAUGCUUUUGAAAUGUUCCGCCUCAAGUCCUGUGUGGAUUUCAAGCCCUAUGAAGGAGAGAGCUCAUAUAUCAUAUUUCAAAAGUUUGAUGGAUGCUGGUCUGAGGUUGGCGAUCGACACGUGGGACAGAACCUUUCCAUUGGCCAGGGAUGUGACUAUAAGGCCAUUAUUGAACAUGAGAUCCUUCAUGCUUUGGGAUUUUACCAUGAGCAGUCAAGAACUGACCGAGAUGACUAUGUGAACAUCUGGUGGGAUGAAAUUCUUCCAGGUUACGAGCACAACUUUAACACCUAUGAUGACACCUUCAUCACAGACCUCAACACACCUUAUGACUAUGAGUCUUUGAUGCACUACGAGCCCUUUUCAUUUAAUAAGAAUGAAAGUGCUCCUACCAUCACGGCCAAGAUCCCUGAGUUUAACACCAUCAUUGGACAGCGACUGGAUUUCAGUGCCACUGAUUUGGAGAGGCUGAACCGAAUGUACAAUUGCACCACAACUCACACACUUUUGGACCAUUGUGCUUUUGAGAAGGCAAACAUCUGUGGGAUGAUUCAGGGUACCAGAGAUGAUGCUGACUGGGUCCAUGAGGACAGCACUAAGCCUGGAGAAGUAGAUCACACUUUGGUGGGACGAUGCACGGGUGCUGGCUACUUCAUGCACUUCAGCACCAGCUCGGGGAUGGCAGAAGAGGCAGCCUUGCUGGAGUCUCGGAUUCUUUACCCCAAGAGGAAGCAGCAGUGCCUGCAGUUUUUCUACAAAAUGACAGGAAGCCCUUCCGAUCGACUCGUCGUCUGGGUCAGGAGGGAUGACAGCACGGGCAAUGUGCGCAAGCUGGUCAAAGUGCAGACCUUCCGAGGAGACUUGGACCAAAAUUGGAAAAUUGCCCAUGUGACACUCAGAGAAGAGAAGAAGUUUCGCUACCUAUUCCAGGGCACGAAAGGUGACCCCCAGAACUCGAAUGGGGGAAUUUACCUGGACGAUAUUACUCUGACAGAAACCCCAUGCCCUGCAGGUGUUUGGACAAUACGGAAUUUCUCCUCUGUCCUUCAGAACACGGUUAAAGGGCAGAGGCUCCUGAGCCCUCGAUUCUACAAUUCAGAGGGAUAUGGUUUGGGGUUGACCUUAUACCCUCAUGGCAGAGUCGGCUCCAGUACAUCUGGUUUCUUGGGAAUUGCUUUUCAUUUGUGCAGUGGGGAGAAUGAUGCCAUCCUGGAGUGGCCAGUGGAGAACAGACAGGUGAUAAUGACCAUACUUGACCAGGAACCUGAUGCCAGGAAUAGAAUGUCCUCAAGCAUGGUGUUCACUACCUCCAAAUCCCAUACAUCUUCAGCAAUAAAUAACUCCGUCAUCUGGGACAGGCCAUCCAAAGUGGGAUCCUAUGAUAAGGACUGUGACUGUUUUAGAGGCAUCGACUGGGGCUGGAGUAGUGUCGUCUCCCACCAAAUGCUAAAAAGGAAGAGUUUCCUUAAAAAUGAUGACCUUAUAAUGUUUGUGGACUUUGAAGAUAUCACCUACCUUAACCAGACUGAAGUUCAAACUCAAAACACAAGGCUGAUUCCUCAAGGCCUCAUUCUCCAAGAUGAGGAGCAGCAGGCCUCAAAAGAAGGUUCUGAAAAGGUCUCGUUGGAGAACAUGGUCCCCGGCAGCCUGGACCAGGAGCAGCCCAGCCGGCAGAAGCGGUCAGUGGAGAACACCGGUCCUCUGGAGGACCACAACUGGCCACCGUACUUCAGAGAUCCAUGUGACCCGAACCCUUGUCAAAAUGAAGGCAUCUGUGUGAACGUGAAAGGGAUGGCGAGCUGCAGGUGUGUCUCCAGUCAUGCCUUCUUUUACACGGGGGAGCGCUGUCAGGCCAUGCAGGUGCACAGCAGCAUCCUGGGCCUGAUGAUCGGAAGCGUGGCCGGCGUGAUCUUCUUGUCCUUCGCCAUCAUCUCCAUCUUUUCUCAAAAGCUGAGGCAGUGACCUGCCUGCUGACAUCAGCCAGAUCGCAGAAGCAUCUUCUCUACUCAGACCUUCCUUUCUGGGCCUCAGUGCAGUUUGGGGCGGUUUUCAUCAGCCUUGCUUUGAACAGACCUCCAAGGACAAAGGCCUCCAGCCUCCUGUAUGAAAAUUAGGGUUUUUCUGGCCCCCAUCCCCACAUGGUUCUGUUACCCUGCUAUGUGCCCUGAAUGUAGCUCAUGUGUCUUGUGACAACACUCAUUACACUUCAUUGUCAAUCACUUGUUUAAUCGACUGUCUUUUAUAGACUGUA